Lutzomyia longipalpis is the source of this 519-nucleotide messenger RNA. RefSeq lists its product as uncharacterized. The coding region runs from base 39 to 404 and encodes 121 amino acids. Gene Ontology annotation, biological process: cellular response to oxidative stress. Gene Ontology annotation, molecular function: glutathione disulfide oxidoreductase activity. Gene Ontology annotation, cellular component: cytoplasm. The record is from RefSeq and is a predicted model, not a curated record. Lineage: Eukaryota; Metazoa; Arthropoda; Insecta; Diptera; Psychodidae. The transcript has 4 exons.
AAUUUUCAAGUGAAAAAUCCCAAAAAAAAUCAUUGAAAAUGCCCAUUUUUCCAAUUUUCUUCACAGCCUUCGUGAAUAUUCUUAAUCGUCAACCCGUAGACAUGAGUGGAGCUGUAGCACAAUACGUAAGGGAUACCAUCGCUAGCGAUAAGGUGGUCAUCUUCUCCAAGACUUACUGCCCGUACUGCCGGAUGGCCAAGGAACAAUUUGAUAAACUCUCGCAGAAAUUCACAGCUAUUGAGCUGGAGACGCGUGAUGAUGGCUCUGAGAUUCAAGAUGUUCUCGGUGAGAUGACAGGAGGCAGAACGGUUCCUCGGGUAUUUGUGAAUGGUCAAUUCAUCGGUGGUGGAACGGAUGUGAAGAAAAUGUACAACGAUGGGAGUCUGGAGAGACUGCUGGCGUAGUCAUCGUGUUCACCUGUAAGAGAAUUCCUCCACGAGGAGUCAUAAAUUACUGUUGAACAUUCAUUCUCUCUCUGUUUUGAUGGUGUGGGCUCUAUAAAUAAAUUCUCUCAGCUGA